Aplysia californica (California sea hare) is the source of this 3570-nucleotide messenger RNA. RefSeq names its product adenosine receptor A1-like. Gene Ontology annotation, molecular function: G protein-coupled receptor activity. The coding region runs from base 2346 to 3395 and encodes 349 amino acids. The transcript is spliced from 2 exons. Gene Ontology annotation, cellular component: plasma membrane. The record is from RefSeq and is a predicted model, not a curated record. NCBI's taxonomy places the organism in Eukaryota, Metazoa, Mollusca, Gastropoda, Aplysiida, Aplysiidae. Gene Ontology annotation, biological process: G protein-coupled receptor signaling pathway.
AGGUGAUAGUUAAAAAAAAAAAUAUGAACCCAGUUUUGAAAUUCCCUUCAUAUGACUGAUAUUGACCGGUAGGGACAAUACUAGCUUGGCCCUCUUUCGAUGAAAUGAAUGAUUGGUGCAUUUCUUCAACCGAAAGUCAUUGGCGUUUAUAUUUACGCUCUACUGGAAUGGGGCAAUAAAUCUUGAAAUAUGCAAAAAAUUAGAAGGUCUAGAUCUAUAGAUGAGUACGUGAGCCAUACGCGUCGGUAUAUAUCAGCGGCCAUAAGGCGUUUCUCAAAAUUAAAUGAGACCAAGUUAAACAACUUUUCAGUCAAGACUUAGUGAAACUUUCCAACAGUAACUUCCCUUGGUUUUACUUCCUUUUUCUUGUUUUGUCGGCGGGAAUCGGAAGGUCAAACAUCAUGCACUCUGGCGAUAUUAAUUUUAUAUAAUCAUUUUUGGUCAACAAGAGAACAAAAUCUUACAGCCUGUAACAUAAAACCAUAGAGUUACUCCAUUUUAAACUAGAGUCCGUACGAGUUCACGUGACACGGAAACGUUUGAGUUUGUUGGCGGCCAAUUUUUGUGGGGCUAAAAAGUUUGUUUACAUGUGAGUGGGCGUGUCUCUGCUCUUACGAGUUUUAUUUGAUUCUAACGUUGUGUAUUAAUCCAAAGUUAUUCUCUUAAAGGUACAAGCAUUUAAAACCUCUAAUCCCUUUCUGGAUUAACGUCUUAUUUGUUCCAAUCAAGUAUACGUUGUAUACACAGCCGCUUGGAGCUGUGAUUAGAAAGCAAAGUUGUUUGAAGUUCCCGUCCAUAUUGCAGGAACUAGUGGAGAUUGUUUCAGAGCUCUGUAACGAUUGUGUUCAAUUACAUUAGAGAAACGGAUAGACAUGAUACCUGUGCCAGGAGCACUUGAUUUUUAAAACUUUACUGUCAUAACCAGAAGUUAUAACCCUGUUGAAAGGGGGUGUGAUGUUGCAAGACAUAAUCAAUCAAUAUACAUUUAUACUUGUGUGUCAAGGGAGACAAUAGAUAAAUAAACAAACACGAUCGCUGCUAUGACAAUAGAACCACCGCUGUCCUGUAUGCUGAGUUUUACUUUUUGUUGUAGAGAUCUAGAACAGAGUUAAACAAUAUGUGAAGGGUGCUGACUAAAUGAGUUACUUCUCGGAUUCGAGCCCUAUGGAAAUCGUUACAUCACGCUUAUAGGUGAAGUUUUUACAAUUUAUAACUAGGAAAUAAUAUAAGGCAUGUUUUACUUAAAGAAUAUGACAUAUAUAGAAAAUCUGCAAAUUUGGCCCUGGUGUUGAUUUUGGGCUAAUAUCUCCAUUUGUGGAUUAUGAGAAGUAACUUAUUUUGUCAGCACGCCUCACAUAUAGCCUCUUUUACCAGACAUGUCAUGAGAGUCGGAAUUCUAAGUAAGGUACCGCUAUUUUUUCCAAAUGGAGAGUAAAAGUGAUUCGUUUCAAUGAAACAGUCCAUCUUUUACAACAACUGUUAAUUUUGUUACUUCGCGCCAUUUUAACACCUGUCUUACUACUACAGUCGAGUAGACACGGCAUCGAUGUGUCGUAAAAACACAUAAUAAAAAAAAAAUUAGAGCAGUGCAACAAAGCAAGUUCUCACAAAUUUAUCUCGCGAGAGUCUGUUUACACGAGUGGAAAUAUCAUUGUUAGACAAAUAAUUAUAAUGAAAAAAUGAGCUCAAAUCGACGAGUGUCUGCCAUUAUGACUAUUGGUCGAUUUAUCUACUGACAAAAAAAAAUUAACUCGUCCAUCAAUCUGCAGGUUUCUAAAGGUCAACUCAUGAUAGUUGCAUAAAAAAAAAAGGCACAGCCAGACGAAACAAAACGUUGUAUUUUGAAUCACUAAGAUGACUGUGAAAUUUUAAAGCUUUACCAUUCUGUGCUGAAUGUUUACUAAAAUAAUUAAAAUAAUGGGGUGAUUAUAUAAAGAUUGUAAAGCUAUGGGAGUUUGCUUUCAGCGGGAACUAGGAGUAUACAAAUGCUGUCUUUUAUUAUACUGAUUUUCUGUGUAGCUGAACAAAUCCAAUUACACAAAAAAGGAUACAUAGCCUGUCUUUUAAGAAAUAAUUAUAUAACAUAAACUUCAUUAUAACAUUUAAUACAUCUUGUUAUGCAACGUUAUUGGUAUAAUCGACAUCUUAAUCAAAAUUAGCUGCUAUAAUGUUUGAGCGUUUUGCAGGAGCACAAAGAGAGAACGAUGCUACAUGAUGGUUCUUUGUCUUUGAUUAAGUCUUGAUUUCCUGAUCCUGUGUGCUGAGCGUAUAAAUCAAAGUCUCUCCCUGAAAUAGGAGAGUAGCUUGGCACAAAAGUAACCAUCGUCGAGUCUCUCCUACCCAGAAUGUCGUUCUCAAACCUGUGGGUAAACAAUUCGACAGACUCUCGCGACGACAGCGUGCCUAUAACGGCGUCGCCUUCUCCUUUACAUUAUGACAUCGUGAGCGACGAGCAGUGGUACAUUGUCCAAGUGGUCAACGGGGUGGUCCUUUGUGGUCUCGUCAGUCUGUUCGGCGUGGUCUCCAACAUCAUCAACAUCGUGGUGUUUGCCAAGCAAGGCUUUCAAGACAGCAUGAACAUUAGCCUCAUGGGGCUCUCUGUGUCUGACCUGUGCUCUCUGGUGGCCAUGAUGUGGAUAAGCAUCUGCGUGAACCCGCUGUUCUACCUCUCUGAGCUGCCCUUUGACCCCAGGAAUAUCAUGCUCCCUACAGGAGCCAUACCUCGUUACCUCUUUGUCAAAAUCUCCACUUUCAUCACCGCCUUUAUCACCUUCGAGCGAUGUUUGUGUAUCGCUGUUCCUCUGAAGGUGAAGGCGAUCAUCACACCGGUAAGAACAAAGAUAAUCAUUAUCUCCAUCUACAUCACCAUGUCGAUUUUACUUAUUCCCUUCUGCCUUGGAAACAGACUUGAGUGGGUUUUCGAUUUCACGGUGAAUGCUACUGUAUUAAAAACUACGUACACGGCCGAGAGAGAACUGCUGGAAGCCAUUACGUAUCUCACCCAAGGCGUAUUUACUACGACGCUUUCUUUCGUCUUCGUCAUCUGCUGUACCAUCGUGCUUGUCGUCAAACUCAAUAGUAAAACAAAAUGGCGGCAGGCUACUGCUGUCAAGGGUGACCGUGCAGCGGCAGGAGUUGGGGUCAAGGAUCAAAAGGUUGUCAAAAUGGUGACCUUCAUUGCUGUCAUUUUCAUCGUCUGUUCCUUACCUUCUACGCUCCUGUUUUUCUAUAUGCUGUUUGACUCAGAUUUCCGAGUUGAUGGCGCCUAUCCGAAUCUCUAUUCUGUCAUUUGGUCUUCAUCAUUCCUAACAGAAACUGUCAACUCUAGCGUGAACAUAUUUGUGUAUCUGCAAAUGAGUUCGAAAUACCGAGCAGUGUUUUUAAAACAUUUUUGAACCAGCAGGAAAAAUAGCCUUUCACCUAAAGAGGAAAAUGUUUUCUCUUUAAUAACUGACGAAGAAAUAAAAUACAUAUUUAAGAUCAGAUCAGAUAAUAUGUUUAUUGUCCUAACGCUGGCACAUGUGUAUGGUGUUCCACUGCUCGCACGCACGCAUACACACACUAACACAC